CGCUCACUCCGGGGCGGUCGCCGCCUCCUCCGCGCCGGGGUGCCGGGCGCUGGGCCCGCAGGCAGCGCACACGCAGCAGGCGCCGCGGAGCAGCGAGGUCCCAGGCGGCAGCGCUCGGCGCAGUCCUCGCUCCGGCCGGGCCAUGAAGGUCGAGUUUGCGCCGCUCAACAUCCCGCUGGCGCGGCGGCUGCAGACGGCGGCGGUGCUGCAGUGGGUCCUGUCCUUCCUUCUGCUCGCACAGCUGUGCCUUGGAGUCAUCGUGUUCCUGGUCAUAUACAACUACUGGUUCCUCUACAUCCCUUAUUUGACAUGGCUUUACUUUGACUGGAGAACCCCAGAGCAAGGAGGCAGGAGAUCCGACUGGGUCAGAAGCUGGACCAUUUGGAGGUACUUUAAGGACUAUUUUCCAAUUCAUCUCAUCAAAACUUGGGAUUUGAAUCCAAGUCAAAACUACAUAUUUGGGUUUCACCCCCACGGAGUGCUUGUUGCUGGAGCCUUUGGAAACUUUUGUACAAAUUAUUCAAACUUCAAGGAGCUGUUUCCCGGCCUUACUGCGUAUCUUCACGUGCUUCCGUUUUGGUUCCGGUGUCCGCUCUUCCGGGAAUAUCUGAUGAGUAGUGGGCCAGUCUCAGUUUCCAGGAGAAGUGUGUCUCACGUUCUCAGCAAGGAAGGAGGUGGAAACAUCUCAGUCAUUGUGCUUGGGGGUGCAGAGGAAUCACUGGACGCCCAUCCUGGGAAGUUCACGCUGUUCAUCCGCCAGCGGAAGGGAUUUGUGAAAAUUGCUUUGACCCAUGGUGCUUAUUUGGUGCCAGUGUUUUCUUUUGGUGAAAAUGAACUAUUUAAGCAAGUUAGCAACCCUGAAGGCUCAUGGCUUCGAACCGUGCAGGAGAAACUACAGAAGAUCAUGGGAUUUGCUUUGCCACUGUUUCACGCCAGAGGAAUUUUUCAAUACAAUUUUGGCCUAAUGCCCUAUAGGAAACCCAUCCACACCGUUGUUGGCCGCCCAAUCCCUGUUCAUCAGACCCUGCACCCAACCCCACAGCAGGUUGAGGAGUUGCAUCAGACCUAUAUGGAGGAGCUAAGGAAAUUAUUUGAGGAGCACAAAGGGAAGUACGGCAUUCCGGAAAAUGAAACUCUCAUUUUUAGAUAACUGUCCUCUUAGAAGGCAUGCAAGAGGGUGAGAGAAUAUCCCAUUGAAAGAACAAAUAUUUAAAAUAAAUCAAAUUUUUUCUCUGAUGAAGGAAUCAAAUUUGCAACUGAGAAGUAUUAUGUAUGGUGACAGAUGUUGAUGUUUAUCUAUGGUAACUAAAAAUCCAGUGGGUGACUAUAGGGUAAGGUGGGAGAUGAUUUUCAGCCUUUUAAUCAUCUUCCUCAUUUAGGAAGGUAAAAAUUACUUUACAAGUUAAGAAAAGGUUUAGAAUUAUUCACGUGCGGAACUUCCCUGGUGGUGCAGUGGUUAGGGAUCCACCUGCCAAUGCAGGGGACUCGAGUUCCAGCCCUGGUCCGGGAAGAUCCCACAUGCCGCAGAGCAACUGAGCCCGUGCGCCACAACUACUGAGCCUGUGCUCUAGAGCCCACGAGCCACAACUACUGAGCCCACGAGCCACAACUACUGAAGCCUGCACGCUUAGAGCCUGGGCUCCACAACGAGAGACGCCACUGCAAUGAGAAGCCCACGCACCACAGCAAAGAGUAGCCCCUGCUCGCCACAACUAGAGAAAGCCUGUGCGCAGCAAUGAAGACCCAACACAGCCAAAAUAAAACCAAAAAUUAUUCAUGUGCUUAAAAAAAAAAAGCUUCAAAAAAAUAAUUAGACCCCUUUGCUAAAUAUUACAAUAAUUAAUGUGACGUUUUCACUGAAUAUGACAGCUGUUGUUCAGCACAGCUGGAACAUUUACAAGACAGUGUGUAAAAUAAUUUGCCAUGUAGAACUGGAGGACGUCAUCUUUUUUUCUGCUUGAACAGACCAUUUAUGAGUGAAUAAUGUUACUUUUAAGACUUAGAUAAUUUGAUCCUUUAGGUCAUAUCAACCAACGCAUUUUUAUACAAUAUUGCAGAGUUUUAAUGCC
Kogia breviceps (pygmy sperm whale) is the source of this 2069-nucleotide messenger RNA. RefSeq names its product monoacylglycerol O-acyltransferase 1 (gene MOGAT1). The record is from RefSeq and is a predicted model, not a curated record. Lineage: Eukaryota; Metazoa; Chordata; Mammalia; Artiodactyla; Physeteridae. Gene Ontology annotation, cellular component: endoplasmic reticulum membrane. Gene Ontology annotation, molecular function: diacylglycerol O-acyltransferase activity. Gene Ontology annotation, biological process: triglyceride biosynthetic process; diacylglycerol biosynthetic process.